AUGAGGCUCCGACCUUACUUCCAGAGUCACCGAGUUAUUGUGCGAACGAAUCAGCCCAUCAGACAAGUCCUCCACAAGCCGGACCUCGCUGGCAGAAUGAUAAAUUGGGCAGUCGAACUCUCUGAGUUCGACAUUGCGUAUGAGCCCAGGAAGGCGAUAAAGUCUCAAGCGCUAGCCGACUUCAUCUUGGAGCUAACCCCAUCCAAUGAAAAGGGAAAAGGGAACGAAGAUCUCUGGACAAUACAUGUAGAUGGAUCGUCCAACUCCAAGGGGAGCGGAGCCGGGGUGAUCAUUGAGACCCCGGAAGGAGUGUCCAUUGAGCAUUCACUUCACCUGGCCUUCCCGACUUCUAAUAACCAAGCUGAAUACGAGGCAUUUAUUGCUGGGAUCGUGCAAGCAAAAGAGCAUAGGGCCAGAAAAAUAAAAAUUAUGAGUGAUUCGCAGCUAGUUACCUCACAAGUUGAGGGAAAAUAUCAAGCCAAGGGUCCUCUUAUGAUGAAGUACCUCCACCAGGUUAAGGAGCUGCUAGCCGAGUUUGACGAGGUGAUAAUCCAAUACAUACCUCGGAACGAGAAUAACAGGGCCAACAUCUUAUCCAAACUUGCCAGCUCAAAAGGCCCAGGAAAUCAUCGCACUGUGAUACAACAGAGCAUCUUGGAGUCGACGUGUGUGAUGGUGAUAACCGAGACUGAGGAUUGGAGAAGGCCCAUAGUAGCCUACUUGGAAAAAGGAAUCCUGCCAGACGAAACGCAAGAGGCCAGAAAACUCGUGAGGAAUUCGGACUGUUUCACCAUAACAGAGGGGCAACUCUACAAGAAGGGUUUCUACACACCCAUGCUGAAGUGCCUAGGUAAGAAUGAGGUUGAAUACGUGCUGCCCGAGAUUCAUGAGGGCAUAAACGGGCAUCACAUGGGAGGAAAAGCCUUGGCCAGAAAGGCACUGAAGGCAGGAUACUAUUGGCCAACUAUGGAGGCGGACGCGAAGGAGCAUGUCAAAAAGUGCGAACAAUGUCAAAAGCAUGCGCAGAUCCUUCGUGCACCCCCAGAAGAGCUGCAAACUAUCACGGCUCCAUGA
Messenger RNA from Gastrolobium bilobum, 1074 nucleotides. RefSeq lists its product as uncharacterized. NCBI's taxonomy places the organism in Eukaryota, Viridiplantae, Streptophyta, Magnoliopsida, Fabales, Fabaceae. The record is from RefSeq and is a predicted model, not a curated record. Gene Ontology annotation, molecular function: RNA-DNA hybrid ribonuclease activity; nucleic acid binding. The transcript has a single exon. The coding region runs from base 1 to 1074 and encodes 357 amino acids.